Molecule: messenger RNA, 1834 nt
Organism: Sinocyclocheilus anshuiensis
Lineage: Eukaryota; Metazoa; Chordata; Actinopteri; Cypriniformes; Cyprinidae
Product: death-associated protein kinase 2
Biological process (GO): positive regulation of apoptotic process; intracellular signal transduction; protein phosphorylation
Cellular component (GO): nucleus; cytoplasm
Molecular function (GO): protein serine/threonine kinase activity; ATP binding
Source: RefSeq, a predicted model, not a curated record
CCAGUCUCCAGUCCAACAGGACAGACGCGCUCAAACCCGGGAAUGCGCUAUAUAUUUCAGCGGAAUACAGUCAAAUAAGUGUUUUCUCUUAAAAGAAAAGAGCUGCACCCUACAGAUCUGCAGAACUUCCCUAAGCUUGUGUGCUUCUCGAGGGACACCUUAAGACAGAUUUGAGCUGCUGUCCCCUGUUUACCGAAACACAAUCAUUAUCAUCAUCAAUGAGGACAUUAGGAAUGGCUGUGUUCAAGCAACAAAAAGUGGAGGAUUUCUAUGAUAUUGGUGAUGAACUUGGAAGUGGGCAGUUUGCUAUUGUGAAGCGCUGUAAGGAGAAGAGUACAGGUGUGGAAUAUGCUGCAAAGUUCAUUAAGAAGCGGCAGAGUCGGGCGAGCCGGAGAGGCGUUCGACGAGAGGAGAUCGAGAGAGAGGUGGAUAUCCUACAGGAGCUCCAGCAUCCCAACAUCAUCACGUUGCACGACGUUUACGAGAACCGCACUGAUGUGGUGCUCAUCCUGGAGCUUGUUUCAGGAGGCGAGCUCUUCGACUUCCUGGCUCAGAAGGAGUCGCUGAGUGAAGAGGAAGCCACCGAAUUCAUCAAACAGAUCCUCAACGGAGUUCAGUACCUGCACUCCAAGAAAAUCGCACAUUUUGACCUGAAGCCUGAAAAUAUCAUGCUGCUGGAUAACAAUGUCCACCUGCCGCGGAUCAAACUUAUAGACUUCGGUUUGGCGCAUAGGAUCAAGGACGGAGUGGAGUUCAAAAACAUUUUUGGGACUCCAGAAUUUGUUGCUCCAGAGAUAGUCAACUAUGAGCCGCUGGGAUUAGAGGCAGACAUGUGGAGCAUCGGAGUCAUCACAUACAUCCUAUUAAGCGGGGCAUCGCCGUUCCUGGGCGACUCCAAGCAGGAAACUCUUGCAAACAUCUCAGCAGUGAACUUCGAAUUUGAUGAGGAGUUCUUUGGCAGCACCAGUGAACUGGCCAAAUGCUUCAUCAGACAGCUGCUGGUGAAAGAUACGAGAAAGAGGCUUAAAAUACAAGACGCGCUUAACCACCCCUGGAUUAAGACCCAUGAACGGCUGGAGGACAACAGCGCCACCAUAGAGGCGCAAAUGAAAGUGGAAUCUCAGCAACUGAAGACCAAACGCCUGAAAGAGUACACCAUUCAAUCCCACUCCAGCAUGCCACCCAACAACACCUAUGUCAACUUUGAGCGUUUCGCCAGCGUUUUGGAGGACAUCUCGUUGGUGGAAAUGGGUCUCGAAAAUGUGGCUCAGAAGCGCGAAUCCCUUCAGGACGACGUUGAGGCUCUUCUUUCCAUCUACUGUGAGAAGGAAGCUUGGUAUAAAGAGGAAAGCGAAAGCAUUCGUCAGGAGCUCUCGCAGGUGCGCUAUGAGUUUCGCAAAGCAGAGGUGUUGAGGAAAGGCCUCCAGCAAGACUUGAGGACAACCGACGCCAGCUUAGCCAGGAUCGACAGUCGCUACCUGACUAGAGAAGCCCACCUGAGCUCCCUCGGACAGGAACUGAACGCAGAACUCAGAUGGUUGCAGGAGGUUAUGGGGUCACUAAACGGAGAGGCUAGGGAACCUGGGGUUGGGAUCCAUUCAGCUCUGAACAACGAGGUGAACGAGGCCCUGAAGGAGCUGCUGAACAGGGCCUGUGGUGGCGAACUAUGUCCUCAAGCACAGCCAGACAUCUCUGAGUCUAGCUAGUGGAGAUUAGACAGCAGUUGUAAUACAUUGGGUUUAGGAGCAUUGCAGGAUGUGUAGUCAGAGGCGUAUCUUAUGGAGUAGCAACCACUGUAAAAGACAUUUUGAAAAUGUUUGUUCCCCCACAUUUU